Molecule: messenger RNA, 2740 nt
Organism: Pollicipes pollicipes
Lineage: Eukaryota; Metazoa; Arthropoda; Thecostraca; Pollicipedomorpha; Pollicipedidae
Gene: dlg1
Product: MAGUK family member discs large 1
Biological process (GO): chemical synaptic transmission; establishment or maintenance of epithelial cell apical/basal polarity; embryo development
Cellular component (GO): neuron projection; neuromuscular junction; postsynaptic density membrane
Molecular function (GO): protein kinase binding
Source: RefSeq, a predicted model, not a curated record
GUUGAAUGCGGUUGUGGUCAGUGGGGAUUGAGUGCGCGCCGGGUGGUGGUGGCGCUGAAUGGUGCCCAGAUGAUUGGCGACUAACAUUUGCUCACCUGUGAUCGAUAUCAAUCUAAGAGACUAACGCCCUCCAAGCGGCAGCCGACGCGGGGCCAGCUGGCCAGGAUGCCCGUCAAAAAGCAAGAUGCGCACCGGGCGCUGGAGCUGCUGGAGGACUACCGCAGCCAGCUGGUGGGUGGCCAGGAGCUGCAGUUGGCCGCCGCCAUCGAGAAGCUCAUCUUUAUCUUCAAGUCACGACUGUUCCAGGCGCUGAUCGACAUCCAAGAAUUCUACGAGCUGACCCUCCUGGACGAAUCGAAGUCGUUGCAGCAGAAGACCUCGGAAACCAUCCAGGUGGCCAACAAGUGGGAGAGCAGCGUGUCGCCCAUCGGCUCCUGCUCCAUCAUCCGCCAGAAGGAGGCGGAGCCGCCGCCACAGACCGUCACCUGCGCGCCCGCCUCGGCCGUCACGCUGAAGGAGUUUCCGGCGCUGAGCGGCGACGACGGCUUCAGGGCUGCCCCCGACGGGGACAACCUGCACUCCGGCCAGACCAAGUGCCGCUGGACUCGUCUUACGGAUACAACGAGCCGUACGACAUAUCCACACCCCGCGCUGUCAGCACCGAGAACGUCGCAAGGGAGCCGCGCCAGGUGGUGCUCAGCAAGGCGUCCGGCCAGGGGCUGGGCUUCAACAUCGUGGGCGGUGAGGAGUCGGAGGGCAUCUUCGUGUCGUUCAUCCUGGCCGGCGGCCAGGCGGACCGGAGCGGCGAGCUGCACCGCGGCGACCAGAUCCUCUCCGUCAACGGCGUCGACCUCUCCAAGGCCACGCACGAGCAGGCGGCCGCCGCCCUCAAGGGAGCCGGCCAGACGGUGACCCUGCUGGUGCAGUACCGACCCGAGGAGUACAACCGGUUCGAGGCCAAGAUUCACGAGCUGAAGCAGCAGAUGAUGUCCGGCACGCUGCGCACCACACAGAAGCGCUCCCUCUACGUCAGGGCGCUGUUCGACUACGACCCGCGGCUGGACGACGGCCUGCCGUCGCGCGGCCUGCCGUUCGCCUUCGGCGACAUUCUGCACGUGACGAACGCCAGCGACGACCAGUGGUGGCAGGCCAAGCGACUGACGCCGCAGGGCCAGGCGCUGGCCAUCGGCAUCAUUCCGUCGCGCGGCCGCUGGGAGCGCAAGAUGCGCGCGCGCGGCCGUACCGUCGCCUUCCACGGCCGCGCCGCCGACAUGUCGACCCUGGACCGGAAAAAGAAGAACUUCUCGUUCUCCCGCAAGUUCCCGUUCAUGAAGUCCAAAGAGGACGUGAAGUCGGACGACAGCUCGGACAAUGAGCAUUCGGUGACGAACGCGUCUGAGGGCGACGACCGCAGCCUGCCGGAGGAGGCGGUGCUCUCGUACGAGCCCGUCCAGCACGUGGAGGUCAGCUACUGCCGGCCGGUCAUCAUCCUGGGCCCGCUCAAGGACCGCAUCAACGACGACCUCAUCUCGCAGUACCCAGACGACUUCGGUAGCUGCGUCCCGCACACGACGCGCUCGUGCCGGGACAAUGAGAUGGACAACCGAGACUACCACUUCGUGGAGUCGCGCGAACAGAUGGAGCGGGACAUCCAGAACCACCUGUUCAUCGAGGCCGGCCAGUACAACGACAACCUGUACGGCACCAGUUUGGCCAGCGUGCGAGAGGUGGCCGAGGAGCAAAGGAAGCACUGUAUUCUGGACGUGAGCGGCAACGCCAUCAAGCGGUUGCACGUGGCGCAGCUGUACCCGAUCGCCAUCUUCAUCCGGCCUCGGUCGGUCGAGCAGGCGCUGGAGUGGAACAAGCGAUUAACUGAGGAGCAGGCCAAGAAGUCAUUCGAGAAGUGUCAAAAGUUGGAGGCCGAGUUCGGAGAGUACUUUACAGCGAUCGUGACCGGCGACACCCCGGAGGAGGUGUACGAGAAGGUCAAGGACAUCAUCCGCGAGCAGGGCACCAACCGCAUCUGGAUCCCGUCGAAGGAGAAGCUGUGAGCGCCGCGCGCGGCCACGGACUAUUCCAGGGCGGCGGCGGCGGCGGCCUGCGGCGAAUCUCAGCCGGCAGCGCGGGCGCGUGCCGCCGCCGAGGCGGGGCCGGCUGCGGACUGGCGCCGCCCGCUAGCCCGACGGCGCUCGGUCCGCGCUGGCCGAGCGCGCUCCCAUGACGUGGCGUCGGCCGACCCAGCGUCGGUCACCACAGACGCCUAGUUAGGUUGUUUUUCGCUGUUACGCCCCGCGCGCGCGGGCGGCCGGCGCGGUGCGGCGCUAGUGUCGCUCGCCGUCGGUUUUGGGCGGGGCCCGGGCAGUGGGCGGACCCUACGCUGCUACCUCCCGCGCGACGGGGCGCGGACGAGGCGCGCGCCGGCGGUGGGUUCCAUAAGAUGUGAUGAUUCUCCCGCCCCUAGAGUUCAGUGUCGGAUUCGUUGUGUCGAUUCUGUUGAUAUGGCAUCCCCACUCACACAUUGCGUAUUACAUAGUAUCGGUAGGUUCUCAUUCAUUUGUAGUUAUUUAUAUUUUAAUGGCCUCGUGUUGUGUACAUGUUAGGCUGGUCGGGGCCGGCCGCCGCGUGUCGUGCAAUUCUCCGUUUGUCUUGCCCCUCGCCACCGGCAUGAGCAAAAUGUGUCAAAUCUGAAUAUCCCGUCAGAGCGCGUGCGUGUGAAUAAAACGACGAUGACGAGUCCCUG